Messenger RNA from Lingula anatina, 7749 nucleotides. Its product is annotated as nucleoprotein TPR. Gene Ontology annotation, cellular component: nuclear pore. Gene Ontology annotation, molecular function: structural constituent of nuclear pore. NCBI's taxonomy places the organism in Eukaryota, Metazoa, Brachiopoda, Lingulata, Lingulida, Lingulidae. Gene Ontology annotation, biological process: regulation of mitotic spindle assembly; protein import into nucleus; mRNA export from nucleus. The record is from RefSeq and is a predicted model, not a curated record.
UGGAAAAAAUAACAUCAUGGCGGGACAUGAGCACCUGUCUCGCACUUUAGAACUCGGAGAGUUUCAGGCACUGCCGCAGAAUGUUGCAGACAAGUUAGAGGCUACUUUGAGGAGUUUGCAAGAAAAUAUAGAGGAGUAUGAAACUCGAUGUGAAAAGUUAAGGGUGAACUCAGAACAGCAGUAUUUUGAACAGGAAAAAGAACUGAUCAGCACUCGUGGAAAGUUGGAAUCAGAAACCAGAAUAUGUGGUGAAGUGAAACAGCAGCUGGCAGAUCUUGAUGUCAAGUAUGCAGAGGCUUCAAAAAAGCUUAAAGAACUGGAGACAUAUAAAGAUACUCAUGAUGUACAAGAGCAACACUUAAAGAGAAAGUCUCAACAACUGGAGGAGGACAAGAAAGAUUUGUCAGAACUGCUAGAGAAGAGGAGUGGAGAAAUUGAUCGGCUUAACAAUGAAUUGCAAAGCCUCACAGAACAGCUUACUGCAGCCAACAAUGCCAAAUGUGAAGCUUUGGCCAAGGUUGAUGAAUUACAGUCUCAGGAUGUUUCAAGCCAGUUCAAAAUGAAGAGGUUGGAACAAGAGCGAGAUCAACUGCAGCAGCAAAUCCAAUGGCUGAAUGGUGAAGUGAAGCAAAAAACAACAGAACUGAUGAAUUGCAGGAAAGAAAGGUCCACCAAACACUUGGAGCUCCAGAGCCAGCUUGACCAGAAAACUGAUGAGAUCCAGCACCUACAACAGACUUUGGAAAACUUGCGCAAAGUGAACAGUGAGCAAACAGCCAAGAUAGAAAAUUUUAUUGAGAAGCUGAAGGAUGCCCGCAACUCUCAUGCCCAGAUGGAGGAGCAGUACAGACAUGAGCUGCAGGCCCAAGUCAAACUGGUCUCUCUUUACAAGACAUCAGCAGAAGAAGCAGAGGCCAAGGUGAGAGAGCUGAUGACAGCUGUGGAAGAAAUGCAGAAAUUACUGAAACAAGCACGAGAAGCCCAUGAAGCUUUGGAAAAAGAGAGACAGGUGGAUGCUGCAAAACAUGGAGAAAUGUUGACCUCCAAAGAUGAGACCAUCUCUAAGCUGCAGAAAGAAUUGCAGCAUGCUAAUGAACUCAUAAAGAAACAAGGAGUCUUGUCCCUAAGUCAGCAGAAUAUUGAAGCCAUGUCUCCCACAGCAGCUGCUGCCAGCCGGUUACUCAAGUCUGGGAAAACAUUGACCCAGAUCUACAGUGAGUAUGUGGAAACAGUGGAUGCACUUCAGGUUGAAAAAGAGGAAAAUAGAAAAUUGAGUGAAUAUCUGGAUCAGAUUCUGCAGGAAAUAGAAGAAAAAGCUCCCAUCAUGAAGAAACAGAGAGAAGAUUAUGAACAAGCCUUGCAAAGUAUCGACCAAUUAACACGUCAGAUGGAUGGUGCCAUGAUUGAGUGUGAAAAGCUACGAGUUAAUUCCGAAGAAAAUAGUAGAAAGUCCGCACAGUUGUCCAGAGAGAACCAAAGAUAUAAACAACAGACAUUUGACCUGGGUCAACAGGUGCGAAUGCUGCUAAAAGAGUUAGAGGAGGCCAGGGGUAACUUUGUCAGCACAGACAGGGACCAGGCUGAUGUGUCCUCCUCAGAGAUCUCCAGCUCCUCACACAUUAUAUCUGAGAAACUUGUCACUUUCAAGAGUAUUGAAGAACUGCAGGAACAGAACCAGAGGCUGUUAGAAAUUGUGAGAGAGCUGAGUGAAAAGAAAGAAGAGGAGGAAAAUGCCGCUACCUCUGCCAGAACUCUUGAGCUCCAGAAACAACUAGAAUCUGCAAUGGAAGAAUUAGAAGAAAUGAAAGCAGGAAGAGAGAGACAGGCACAAAUGGUGGAUUCCAUUGUGCGCCAGCGAGACAUGUAUAGAGUUCUGUUAUCUCAGAGUGGAGGUCAGACGAUGCCCAGUCCACGUCAGAUGUCCACUCCUGGACCAUCAGUCCUUCUAAGUCCAGCUCUCAAGAGUCCAGAUGCUGACAGCAAGGGAUUGGAGGAAGCUAGAGCAGCUCUAAAGGAACUUCAGAGAGAAUAUGAGUUCUACAAGAAAGAGAAAAAUGAAACAGAGAAACAGCUAAAUGAGCAGAUUGAUAAACUGAAGCAGGAAAUGUCAGAAAUGAGAGUGCAAAACGCUAAAUUAUCAUCCCAGCUUGAUUUCUCAGCAGAGAGAUACAAGAUAGUACAGUCUAAUGUGGAGGGCUAUAGGAAGGAGAUAGCUGCACUCAGAGACAAAAACCAGAAAUACACAGCUUCCAUUGUAAAGCAUGAGCAGACACUCAGCACUCUGAGAGAAGACUUAAUGGCGGCCCAGGAGGGUCUCACAAGGUCAGAGGUCAGAUGCCAGAAUUUGGAGUCGGAAAAGGAGCUCCUGAAAACUGCAGAGAUUAGGCUGAUGCAGGAGAAAGAAGCAAUGAACAGGGAACAGAGGCUGCAGAAUGUGCUUCUUACCAAUCUUCAGACAAUACAGAACAACUUGGAAAGGCAGGAGUUUGAAAUGAAGACCAAACUGACCAAUCAGAAUGAAGCACUGGAAAGAGAAUGUACUAUUCUAAGGAGGAAGAUUGAUAGUUUACUUGAAGAACACCGAAUCGAUGCCAAAAAUUGGGAGCAACAACUAGUCAAAGCACAGAACAGAUAUGAUGAGGAGAUAAAGAAAAGCAGAAAGGCCCAAGAUGACUUGAUUGAUACAUAUGCUAACAUGCAUGAGUUGAAACAGGAGUUGUCUCAGGCUGAGGCCAAACUUGCAGCAGCAGAAAUAAGGCUACAAAGUAUAGGACAAGAUGUCCCAGAUGCUGGCUCUGCUUCAAGCACACCCCUACCCUCUGGCUCUGCUGCCUCAAAAGAUGAAGUUAGAGACCUCCGGGCACAGCUGACUCAAGCACAAAAUGAAGUUAAAAAUUUGAAAGAUCAAUUGGACAAAGCAAAGCAGCAUGCUGACCAGUACAGAGCCAUUUCAUCUGACAUUGAACAGAGCCUUAAAGAACAGAAUGAGGCUAGUCAUCAGUUUAAAGAGGCUGUUGAAGUCAACUUAAAGGAAGCCAAUCAGAAGGUUGCAAGAUUAGAAAAACAAGUGGAAGCUCUGGAAACAGAGAGACAGCAAAUACUCAAUGAAAACAUCAAGAUCACAGAAGACAGCCAUCAGUUGAAUGCAGAACUGAGAAAGAAGCUUGCUGAGUUGCAGAAUGAACUGCAGGAAGCUGUUCAGAGGAGGGAAGAGGCCAUAAAGAAUGAACAGGCAGCAAGAGAGGAUUGUCAGGCACAGGCAAAACUUGCUCAGGAAUGCCAAGAGAAGUAUGAGAAUGAACUAGUCCUCCAUGCUGGUGAUGUUGAAACUUUGACAGCACUAAGAAAACAACAUGAAAGUUUCAAUGAGAGGCUGACAUCAUCUCAGGAGGAGGCUAAGAAGGCCCAGGACAUGCUGCAGACAGCUAAGAAAUCCUGGGAAGAGCAAGAAAAAAUGUUUAAGGAAGAGAGUAGUAAACUAGAGUCAAGGUGUACUGAGCUAGACAAUCAGAAUCGUUCACUACAUGAACACAUUGAAACUAUGACAGCUCAAAUGGUUGCACUUCAAAAGAGGGAGAGACAGGGGUCAUCAGAGACUGACUCUGCAACAAUAUCUGACGAAAUCAAUAAAACAUCGGAACAACUUUUAGAAGUGAUUAGAUUUUUGAGAAGAGAGAAAGAAAUUGCAAAUACCCGUUUUGAGGUGAGCCAGGCAGAGAGUAACAGGCUAAAGCAGAGAUGCGAUCAUUUGGAGAAACUGCUGGAGGAGACUAACAGAGGUCUGGCUGAAGAGAGGGCAAAUGCACAAGUUAAUGUUCAGACAGCGGCUCAGCAUAGUGAAUUGAUGCGUAAAGUGGAGAACCUCAACCUGCUCACUGACAGUAAUAAACUACUUCGAGAGGAGAAGGACAGACUUACUCAGAGCCUCAGGGAAUUGGAAACUAAAGUGAAAAAACUUGAGGAGAUCAUUGGUCCCCUGAAACAGGUCAAAUUUGACCUGAUGAAGGAGAGAGACUCCCUCCUGGCUGAGAAGACUGGCAUCCAGGCAGAGCUGGACAGAUGGAAGGCCAGGGUGAACAGCCUCAUAGAACAGGCCAAUAGGUCUGACCCAGAGGAACACAAGAGGGUGGUGAGAGAGCGAGAUGACUUGAAAAAGAACAUUACCAGUGUUAGUGAGGAAAUGAACAAAGUCAGACUAGAAAGAGAUGACCUAAAGAAACAUAAUGCAGCAUUAAAUGAAGAAACAUUUAAACAGAGGGCAGAGAUUUCUAGAAUUAAUGCACAAUUUCAGCAAAACCAGAAUGCAGUAAAAGCCAACACACAGCAGAUUGACAAGCUUACAAAAGACCUUAAAACAGAGAAAGAAGCUAGGGAAAAAGAUAUAGAGGAGAAAAACAAAACUAUCGUUCAAUUGAGGAAAGUUGGUAGAAAAUACAAGGACCAGUAUGCAGCUCUCAGUAAAGAGAUGGAAGAGCUCAAGGCCAAAGCCAGUGAACAGCAGCAACAGGCACAGCAAGCAGUACAGUUUAGUGUGACUGAAGAGCAGUUGAAGGCAGCAGAGGAGACUGCUCGUCAACAAGGUGCUAAGGUAGCCUCACUGGAGAAGGAGAAGGAGGAAUGGCACCAACUGAAACAGGAGCUAGAAAACAGUAUGAAGUCAGUGAAUGAACAGAUGCAAAAGCUUAAGGAAGACUUGAAAACUGUACAAGAAUCAGAAACCAAGCUAAAGAAGGAUUGGGAAGAAUCUGAAAAGAAGAACCUCAGAUUCCAGUCAGUUUUGCAAACUUCAAAAACAAAAUUACAACAGAACAAGACCGAAAUGGACAAGUUACAAUCAGAAAAUAAAGAAAUGAAAGAGCAACUAGAUUUACGAAACACAGAAGCUGAUGCUGGAGGUACAGCAGCCAAAGAACGUGUAGCAGCUCUAGAGCGCGAGCUGCAAGAAGCAAAAGAAAAGCUCCAAGAAGCUAGUGAAAAGCUGGCAGAAUCUCAGCAGAAUGUCAAGAAUAAGGAGAAGUUGGAAAAAGAAAAUGCAGAACUUGUAAUGAAGCUUCAACAGCAACAAAAGAUGCUAGAGUCUCAGCAGAAAGGAAUCAAACCAUCUACAGGAACAGCGGAAAGAAAUAACACAUCCAGUGUUGAGCCUCCCACAGCAAAUAUUCGUCCUAUGGCCAGCCCAGCUCCCACUACAAGACAGGUUGUCCAACCAGUGUCCACAGCUACCACAGUGGCUGCUGUCCAGCCAGUGUCCACUGCUGCUGCGGCUAAAGCCAUGGCCAGUAUUCGACCAAUGGCUAUCACCACACAGACCCCUACAGCAACUGUCAUGCCAGUGACUCAACCAGAAAUACAUGAAGAAGAACCAAGUGGCCCUGUGUCAGCAGCAAUUAGACCAACACAGCAAGUUCAGCCAGUGUCACCACAUAUGGAAGAAUCUGUUGAAGCAGCAGAAGCUCCUCCUGAAGUUGAAGAAGUGACUGAACAAGAAGUGAGUGCAGCAGAAGUUCCAUCAACAUCAACAGUGUCAUCAGGAAGUGCUGCCAUGCCAGCAGCAGCAGCAAAGAGAGGCAGAGAUCAGCUGGGAAGCCAAGAAGAAGAGGAGAGAUCUAUCUCACCUCAUGUCAAAAGGACGAGAACUUCUCCAGAAGCCGAGGAGGCUAGGGUAGAACCUCAGGCAGAGCAAGAAGUGUGGGGCGCGGCCUCAUCUGAAAGCAUUCAGGAACCUUUGCAGCAGGUGGAGACACAGGAAGAAGAACAACCUCAAGAUGAGGCAUCCAAGGAAACCCUUGAAUCUGCAGGUAGCAGCAAACAAGACACAACUGCCAGCUCCUCUCUCACUGAGAUGCUGGAAGAACCAACUCCACCAGCAGCCCAGGACAAGUCUGAUGACACCUUACAGAGACAACAGCUGAUACAGCAGCAGCAACUUAUGCAGCAACAAAGGCAGAAACAGCAACCAGCUCAGGUGGAAGAAGAUGAUGCUGACAUAAUAAUAAUUGUUGAGAGUGAGGAUGAAGAACAGGAGGAAUAUGAUGAAGAAGAGGAAGGUGAGGAGGAGGAGGAAGAGGAAGACUAUGAUGAGAUGGAGCAAAUUGAAGCAGAGGCUGGUAGUGAUUACGAUGAAGAGUUUCAAGAGAUGGAGGAAAAUGGUGAUGAAGAGAUGCAACAAGAAUCUGUUGCUGCUGGUGACGAUGAAGAUAUUGUUAUAGUUGAAGAAGAAGAACCUGAUGCUGAGAUGGUAGACCCUGGAUCCCAGGCUGGAGGACAACAACGAGCAGAGCAACAAGAGGCCCAGGUUGCUCCCAUGGGUUCAGGACUCCAACCUGCUCAAUCAUCUACUCUUCAAAGAAGUUCUGGCAGAGCAGAGAGACUGCCAUCACUUGGCAGGAACCAGCUGGCCCCGUUUGGUGCUGCCCCUGGUGGUGGUUUUGAGGAGGGGGAUGAUGGGAUAGUCCCCAGCACUCCCACACUGUUUGUACCAAGAAGAAAUGAUGGUUUUGCCGAAGCUGUCCACUCUCCCAUGGUACAACAAGGGCGGUCUUUUGUUUUUGGUGCUGAUAUGCAGCAGGCAGAAUUAGCCCAGCUUGCCACCCAAGGGGCCCUAGGGGUAGACGACACCAGGAUGGACCUGUCUGCCUUUGAUGAGGGGAGUGGCCGCAGUGUUCCCACAACCCCCUUGAAUCUUGUGCCUCCUGUCACCAUCGUUACCACCCCACCUGAUACUGAGCCCCAGGAGGUGGCAGCUGAAUCUUCUGCUGCUACAGCAACAACAUCAGCACCAGCAGUUACUUCUUCAACUUCAUCUACAACACAGUCAACGACCACUAGUGUUCUGACUGGAGAAGAGCAAGCAGAGACUGUACAGGGAGAAACUCUGGAGGAAGAGAAUUUUGAAGGAGAAGUUGGUGAAGAAGAAGUUGAUGCUGCAGAAGAAUUGUUGAUUGGUGAUCAGGGUGAAGAAGAUGAAGCAGAUACUGAAUUUGCUUCUGAAGAUAAAAGUGAUCAGCAGUCUGAAGCUAAGUCUGGUGAAGGUGGAGAAGAGAGCCAGGAAGGAGAUGCUGGUACUGGACUGAGUGAAGAGCAGAAGCAGCAAGGCAAGCCAAAAAUAAAAAGAAUAACAUGGGGAUCAACUGACAGUGCCCCAAAACCAAGCACUAGUGGUGCCCCCAUUCCAGCCCUUGGCCAAAGACCCCCUGUAGGGGAGAGCAGGCCUAUAAUGGGGGAUAACAGAGGAGGUAUUAGUCAGAGACGACUCAACAUUCCACGUGGUGGUGGUCAGUAUCAACAACAGCAGCAGCAGCCAUACCGUGGUGGACGUGGUGGACAUCCGCAGCAGUAUCAGCACAGAGGGAGGGGAGGGAUGGCACAGAGGUCAAGAGGAAUGCCUCCAAGGGGUGGAAGGGGAGGCUUGCUUAGAAGACCUCAGCAGUUUUAAGAUAAUUUGCCUAUUUAUACAUGUAUACAUUCAGAAUAUUUGGGUCUUGGGUGUUUUAGAAGUGAAAGGUUGGACAGUGAACCCAUUGAAUUUUAAAAGAUUAGUGGUUUACAAUAUCACUAACAAGAUUAAAAAAGAAAAACAUGAAAAUGCACUGAAAUUUAUGAUUUAGUGCUGAAAGAAUUAAUGGAUAAACAAAUUGCAUAUUGGUACAUAUUAAUAUUGAUAUCAAUCGAGUGACUGUAGGUUCAAAGGAAGGAUUUUGUGUACCCGUUUUACUGGAAAUCAAUAAAGUGAAGCUAAUGUAUAAUGUA